AUGACAGUUAAUAACGAAUCACACUCCUUCCUUGUUGAUACCGGAGCAACUGUUUCAUCAGUACAAUGUUCCUUAGCCCUCCAGACUACUGGACAGCAUGAAAUGUUACAAGGCUUUGAUGGAAUUCCACACCCUUAUCCCCUAACUGUACCAGUGCCUGUCCAAUAUGAAGGAAUCCGCAUUAUGCACCAAUUUGUGGUGACUAACAAUCUGGACAUUAAUGUUUUGGGACGAGACCUACUUUGUCGACUACAGCUUCUGCUUGUAUGUCAGCCGCAUUCCAUAGAGGUUGAACACGCUCCACAUCGACAGUGCUAUCAGCAUCGAACACCCCAAUGGUGGAGCCUGGACUUGGAGGACCAAGUCACACUUGCAUAUGAUGCGAGUGGAUCCAACUCGGAACUGGAGCAAUUCUUUGGGCCCCAUGAGGGCAGUCAGUGGACCAUCACCGAGUUGGCUACCGUAACCGGUCGGGAAGGAGAAGCGUUGGCCGUGUCGAUAUCUAUGUCCAACUGGAGGCAAAGUCCUGGCAUCGCACCUCAUCUUACGCUAAAAGUAUACUUUCCAUAUACCGCCAAAGACCUCGGACCAAUGGUUUUUCAGGCCUUGAAGGGAUCAGAUGAAAAUACCCAAGGCCCCCAGCAAGUUACCUCCGACCUGUCCAUUACCUAUUCACCCACCCGACCUACUCAGGAGGGUACCUUGAGACACCAUAAGGGCCGAGAUAUUGUGGAAUUUACUGAUCCGGAAGUAUGGGCGGAUGAUCAGACUCAAGUAGGACUUACAAAUGUUGAACCAGUCCUAGUGAAGGUCAAGCCCGGUGUAGCCAUGCCAUCUAUACAACAAUAUCCCUUGAAAGUCCAGGCCGUACCCUGUAUCGAUGUGUUACCCAAAGGACUAUUGAAGCAAGGUAUCUUGAUCACCUGCCAGUCCUGCUGCAACACACCAAUUCUCGCAGUCCCAAAACCAGGAAAACCGAAUCAGUAUCGUCUAGUCCAGGACCUGCGGGCCAUCAAUGCCAUAGUACAACCAUUACAUGCUCUUGUUCCUAACCCAGCACAUAUUCUUGCUACCAUCCCGGCUAAAGCAACAGUCUUUGGAUCGGUGGAUCUCCAACAUGCCUUUUUCUCGAUUCCUUUACAUCCGGACUGUCAGUACCUGUUCGCAUUCACCUAUAAUGGACAACAGUACACAUGGACCAGAUUGCCACAGGGCUUUGUAAACUCACCGACCCUAUUUUCUCGUUGUCUGCAGCAGCAAUUACAAAACCUGCAGUUACCUGAGGGGUCUGCAUUGAUCCAGUACGUCGAUGACCUUUUAGUGGCCAGUGAAACGGAGGAGCAGAAUAGGGAAGCUAUAAUUUUGUUGUUGAACUUUGUAGAGACAUUGGGGUACGUUGUGUCCCCCUCCAAAGUACAUGUUGGACAAAAGGAGGUGAAAUUCCUCGGAGUCAUAAUCUCGGCAGAAGGCCGUCGGUUGGACGAGAGCCGCACAGACCCCAUUUACAGAACAGCCCCCCCCACGUCAGCCAGGGGAAUGCGACAGUGGCUGGGAAUGAUCAACUACUGCCGUCAGUGGAUUCCGAAUGUGGCCCUGGACAUAAAGCACCUGACCCCUUACACCAGUGAGGAAAGUACCUUUGUAUUGUCAGGUGAAGCCUUGACAGCGUUCAAUAAUCUAAGAGAGGCCCUGCAGAAGGCUCCUGCGCUGGGGCGACCCCUGUAUGAUAGACCUUUUCAGCUCUAUUGUACCGUCCUGGGUGAAUGUGCCACUGCGGUUUUGACCCAGCUGCAUGGGGAUAAGCACCGACCAGUGGCGUAUUAUUCAUCCAAGUUGGACCCUGUGGCACUGGGGUAUCCCCAUUGUACACAGGUUUUAACAGCGGUAUACAAUAGUCUUCAGUCGGCCGCCAACCUGACUCUCCAGCAGGACAUUACCGUAUAUUCCUCCCACUCUGUGACCGCCCUACUGGGACAACUCCAGACCCAGCAUUUGACCUCAGCCAGACAAAAUAAAUAUGAGAUCUACCUGUUGAAUAAUCCCAAGCUACAGUUCCGGCACUGCACCACUAUCAACCCUGCUGCGUUUCUCUGCUCUCCUCCUGAUCUCCUCGCUCCAUGCGACCAUAACUGCUUGGAGGCUAUUCUCGCGGAUACCAGUCCGCGCCCUGACCUUAGCGAUCAACCUCUAGCCUCUCCAGAUUUGAUCCUCUAUACUGAUGGAAGUUCGUCCAUCAACGAGCAGGGACGCCGACUGUCAGGCUUUGCGGUAGUUAAGCAAGAUGGAAUCUUGCUGGAUUGUGGCAGUUUUGACCCUCCGUUUUCAGCUCAGCAGGCUGAGUUGUUUGCCCUCACCCGAGCGUGUGUUCUCGCGGAGGGGCGCUCCGUCAAUAUUUACACCGACUCCCGAUACGCAUUUGGAGUCGUUCACGAUUUCGGACAGUUAUGGAAAAACAGGGGAUUCCUUACCUUGACGGGCCAUAAGAUUUCCAAUCAGAUCCUGGUCUCUGACCUGUUGAAUGCUAUCCUCCUGCCCUCUGCGGUAGCUGUAAUCAAAUGUGCGGCCCACACGACAGGAGAUUCCCCAGUCCAAAUCGGUAACAGGUUGGCUGACGAUGCGGCUAAGUGUGCUUCACGCGGUAGAUUUAAAGUGGUGGGUAGUAUGAUGAGGCAGGUGAAAAGCCUUUAUAUGGGCUCGUCUGAAUCUGAGAAACCUAUGCCAACCAUAAAUGAUGUAUUGCUCUUACAGGGGGACGCCUCUGCUAAUGUUAUAAUGGAAUGGGAGCAGCUGGGCUGUCGGAAGGCUGACUCUGGAUUGUGGCUCACCCCGGCCGGACAGACCUGUAUGACAGACCAGUUAGCGACCUGGGUCAUUGAUUGCCUACAUUUAGCCACUCACUGUGGGGCCACCUUGCUAGUAGACGCUCUCUUACAGGCAUGGUGGCAUCCUCGACUUAAGGUUUUGGCAGCCCAAACUAGUGCACGGUGCCUCACCUGUGCUACACACAACCCUGGUAAAGGAGUUGUCUGCCAGACGGGUCGUACUCCAUUACCUACUGCUCCGUUUGAAACCUUGCAGAUGGAUUUUAUUGAUUUGCCUAAGUGUCAGUGUUAUAAACAUGUACUUGUUAUUGUUGAUGUGUUUUCUAGGUGGAUUGAAGCCUUUCCAACCACUGAUUGCACUGCCUCUACGGUGGUGUCUAUUUUAUUACGGCAGGUUGUUCCUCGUUUCGGGGUUCCAAACACCAUCAGUUCGGAUAACGGCCCUCACUUCAUUGCCGCUAUCAAUAAAGAAUUGUACCGACAGCUGGGCGUAACCCAGCGGCUGCAUUGUGCUUAUCGCCCACAAGCUGCAGGAAUGGUGGAACGCUUGAACCAGACCCUGAAGACCAAGCUUGCCAAGCUGGUGGACCAAUCAGGCUCCACCUGGGUUAAAAUGUUGCCUGUUGCUUUGUUCCAGAUCAGAGUCCUUCCAGCAGGGAAGACAAGGUUGUCUCCUGCAGAGAUCAUCUAUGGCCGACCUCUGCGCACCCCUUGGACAGACAUUAUCCCGGCCACAAUGACGUUGCAUCACAUGACGGAGGAGAUGAUACGAAAUAAAUCGCUGAGAUGAGGGUCUUCGUGGCAUUAAUAUGUGUGGCGACCACUGCAGGGUUAAUCGGUUUCGGCUGGAAAUGGACAAAGACUGAAUACGGACGGAACAAACGAGGAAAGAGAGGGGAACGAGA
Molecule: messenger RNA, 3727 nt
Organism: Leucoraja erinaceus (little skate)
Lineage: Eukaryota; Metazoa; Chordata; Chondrichthyes; Rajiformes; Rajidae
Exons: 2
Coding region: 1-3612 (1203 amino acids)
Biological process (GO): DNA integration; proteolysis
Molecular function (GO): aspartic-type endopeptidase activity; nucleic acid binding; RNA-DNA hybrid ribonuclease activity
Source: RefSeq, a predicted model, not a curated record